ACCACGAGCGUGGAGUAACUGGCAAAACACAAGAAGAUUCUGGGCGUCAGAGAGAGUCCACAGUAACGGGGACGGGGCUUCCCUGGGGGUCCAGUAGUGAAGACUCCGCGCUUCCACUGCAGGGGGCUCGUGUUCAACCCCUAGUGAGGGAGCUAAGAUCCCAUAUGCAGCGCGGCGUGGCCAAAAAAUUAAGAUAAAAUUUAAAAAAAAAAAAAAAAGUUAGCAGGACAUUAAAUGUGAGCUGGUCCAACAACCCAUCCAAUGUUCAGAUUCCCUCUGCCGCUUCCAGACCCUAUCCAUUGACUUCCUCUCUCUACUUGAAUACCCUGGUGUGAAGAAAGUUCCUCUCUCCCAAGGCACCCCAAUCUUUCUCCAGCUAGAUUCCACCGUUGGUAGGUACUUCCUUACAUGAAGCAUAAACCCUGUCAGUCCUUUUCACGGAUCAAGUAAAGUCCUUCUGCCUCAGAGCAUUCUUUCAAUAUGUUAUCAUGGCUGUUGUUUGCCCAUUUCUCAGUCUUCUCUCCUCCAGGCAAAAUCUCCCCAGGACUCCCCACCUUUGCUCCAGGACAAGACUCCGGCUCAUUGCCCAUCUCGGGUCCUCAGGAAGUGAAGUGGAGGCCUGGAGCCAACGACGUUGGCCGGGCAGUGGUCAGGGUACCGACAAGGAUGUCUGGUCCCACUGCCCGGCUCCGCGCCCCCCUAACCUCCACUCCUCAAUGCAGGGAAAUAGCCAACAACCACCGGGAGCUCCGUCGCCUGGGCAUCAGCCACGUCCUCAACGCCUCUCACAGCAGGUGGCGAGGGACACCCGAGGCCUACGAGGGGCUGGGCAUCCGCUACCUGGGGGUCGAGGCCCACGACUCUCCAGCCUUCGAUAUGAGCGUCCACUUCCAGGCAGCCGCUGACUUCAUCCACCGGGCACUGAGCCAGCCGGGAGGGAGGAUCCUGGUGCACUGUGCCGUGGGGGUGAGCCGCUCGGCCACCCUGGUGCUGGCCUACCUCAUGCUGUACCACCGCCUCACCCUCGUGGAGGCCAUCAGAAAAGUCAAGGACCACCGAGGCAUCAUCCCCAACAGGGGCUUCUUGAGGCAGCUCCUGGCCCUGGACCGCAGGCUGCGGCAGCGUCUGGAGGCGUGAGGGGGCCGAGGGAGGGAGGGAGGUCAGGCCAGGCCUGUGGGUCCCUGGAUCCCAGCUGGAGAGCGGAGGCCCAGGGGGCAGGUUGGAGGCGGCCCAGCGAACCCAUUCUCUCCUGAGAGGGCUGGGACGUGGCCCCAGGCCACAGCUGCUAUCUAUCUGUCGAGGGGGAUGGGGUGAGGUUGGGCAGUGUGACAGUCACCCAGGAGGGAGCUGGCCAGGGAAGGAGGCAGGUAGGCUGCAGGUAGAAGACAGUCCUGGAUCCCAGCCAGGGUGGUCCCGGCGAUUCACAGCCCCUCUUUGUGCUCAAGUGCUCCCCUUCCCCGCGUAUCAGAACAAAAGGACCAGCCCUGCCCUGUACCUCUGCCAGGAAUCAGGGAUGCGGCAAACACAAACGUGAUGGUGUCGAGUCAUGUGGAGGUGGUAGCUCAGGGACAGACGGUGAAGAGAGGGUGUGAAAAGCUAAGGGAGAAACCCACAGACUUGUUACUCCAAACCCCGGGAAGAAGAGGCGUGGGAGGCUUGGCACGGCACCCAUGGGUGCUGGUCGUGGCCCAGAACUGCAGAGGUGCAUGACUCGGGGCCUGCAGAUAAUCCCUCACUUACUGGAUCCAAGUGUCUCCAGGAAAAAUAAAAAUGGUGAAUACGAA
Molecule: messenger RNA, 1784 nt
Organism: Balaenoptera musculus (blue whale)
Lineage: Eukaryota; Metazoa; Chordata; Mammalia; Artiodactyla; Balaenopteridae
Gene: DUSP26
Product: dual specificity phosphatase 26
Exons: 2
Coding region: 481-1137 (218 amino acids)
Biological process (GO): protein dephosphorylation; negative regulation of MAPK cascade
Cellular component (GO): cytoplasm
Molecular function (GO): MAP kinase phosphatase activity; protein tyrosine/serine/threonine phosphatase activity
Source: RefSeq, a predicted model, not a curated record